This is a messenger RNA of Patella vulgata (common limpet), 1565 nucleotides long. RefSeq names its product dual adapter for phosphotyrosine and 3-phosphotyrosine and 3-phosphoinositide. The transcript has 9 exons. Lineage: Eukaryota; Metazoa; Mollusca; Gastropoda; Patellidae. Bases 344 to 1066 code for a protein of 240 amino acids. The record is from RefSeq and is a predicted model, not a curated record.
GUGAUGAGUUGUAUUUGAUCACGCUGAACUAAUAUCACCCUUAACACAAAACAUUAUCGUCAAGCUGUAAAGUGAAGAGCAGGGAGGGCUAAAUACUUGUGGGUGAAAUUUGUGUAAACCACCGUCCUACAGCUUGUACCAACAGGAGUAAUGACGAAUAUGUCAAGUAAAAUGCUCAAGGCAUGAUAAAGAGGAAGAACCCAUCCGUCACCCUAUUAAGACUGUCUUACUAAUAACUCUGAUGGGUUUUUAGUCUUCACUAGAUGUGCUUGAACAACCACCGUAUAAACUCUACACUGGAUAAUAUAAUAUUAUAAUAACAAACAAUAAGAAUAGGUGGACAAUGGAGCAACUUGAAAAUUUAGAGUGGUUUCAUCCGGCAAUGAACAGACAUACAGCUGAAAGUCUUUUAAUGCAGAAUGCACAAGAAGGGACUUAUUUAUUACGACCUAGUUCUACAGACGGGGAAUGUGCAUUAUCUGUCAGAUGUGAAAACUCAGUUAAACAUUUCCAUAUUGUAUAUACGGGUACAGAAUAUAAAUUUGGUCAUGGGAAAUUUGAAAAACUUGAGACUUUAGUAGAACAUUUUCAGAAUCAGCCAUUGAUUGGUGGAGAAUCUGGUCAAUUGGUGUUAUUAAACUCACCCUACCCACGGGAUAUAGAGGAACCUGAUAAUUACGAGUCAGUUACAGUACAUGCUGAGUUCAGUUCCGGUAGAAACAAGUUACAGCAAGAAUUUUCAAUAAACUCCAAAGAAGGUUAUUUAACCAAGUUAGGUCUAAUAUUCAAGACGUGGAGAUAUCGUUGGUUUGUUUUACAGAGAAAUGAAUUAAAGUAUUAUAAAUGUAAAACAGAUAAAAUGCCAAUACGUGUUUUAGAUUUAAAUGAAUGUACAGAAUGUAGUAAAGAUAAUUCGUUUAAAGAUAAAUGUAAUCUAUUCAGGUUAAAGUUUACUUGGAGAACAUUUUAUUUCUUUGCCGCCACAGAACAAGAUAUGGAUGAAUGGAUUCGUGUGAUUACUUGGAGAUUACAAAACCAGAGAAAGGUUUCUACUAACUCUCAAUAAUGAGACUCAGUUGCAAUUAUGGUGUGGUUACCGCAAGUCGAUGAUGGUGCAAUGAAGAUACGUAUGGACAGACACAAACAUAAUCUUUAGUUUUACUCUGAACUGACGUAUUCAACAUAAACUUAUAUUUGUAUUGAAAUAUAUUAUCUUAGUAAACACAAUCGUGCAUUUGCUGUAUCUAUAAAUUUUGGUGAUAUUCUGUUCCAUACAGUAAAUGUUGAUAUUCUAUUACUCGGAUUUAAGACGUUCUAUUUCUUGUUUGGCGUAUAUCUGACUUGGCCUUCAUUCAAAUAAACAAGAUCUUGAAACGCAGGUUAUUCUUAACUAUCAUCAAGAAAUCGAACUUUAAAAUCAGAUGUUAUUUAAUCAGUGAUAUAUAUUUUAUUUAAUCCACGUUUUUGUCAGCUCUUUCAGUUUUAUUGUGUUUAUAUUUUAAAUGUUUUAUUUGUAGCAAAUCAACUGUAUAUAAAAGAAUGCCCAGUGCUAUGUGUGAUACAUA